AUGUUCCGGAUCGAGAGUCUCGCGCCUGAGUUGGACCCGGAGGAGAUGAAGCAGAAGAUGCACGAGGAUGUGGUCUUCCUCAUUCAGAAGUUCCUCAUCUACGUGGCCCCGCUGCGAGUCACUCCAUACAUCUUAAAGAAGCUGGAUAGCAUAUGA
This is a messenger RNA of Mus caroli (Ryukyu mouse), 156 nucleotides long. Lineage: Eukaryota; Metazoa; Chordata; Mammalia; Rodentia; Muridae. The record is from RefSeq and is a predicted model, not a curated record.